AGAGAAAGCGGUCUACUUUUUAGAUCUGCUCUGCUCUACCUGCUUGUGAGCUCUUUCAAUGUUAAUUCACAAGUUCCUCAAGUAGAGAUACGUAUCUGACCAAACACCCCCAAAAAUUCACCGACUUAGAAUCACAUUUUGUCAAUUAGCUCAAUGCCCGUGUGUCUGUGUUGGUCUGAUACGUGAUCUUUGAGCUUAAAAUUCAGGAAUUGAUCUGUUAUUUUGGAACAAGUGACGUGGGUAAGUUGUUAGAUCUUUGACUGAUUUCAUUUGCACUUUUUGAAGUUCAGUCUCUGUCUUUGAGCUUUGUAUUUCCAAAAUUGUUCUGGCUUUGUGUUUGUGGAAAUGGCGAAAUGGGUGUUCGGUAAUAAUAUAAGAUGAUUUUCCUGCUGCUUUGCCGGAGCUCCGAUGAGGUUGCCGAAUUUCUUUCAUUGGCUCCUGAAUUUUGAGUUUGACGAUGUGGAAUUGAGCAUUUGAUACAGAAGCACAUAUAUAUGUAUUUAUAGUCUAUAGAGAGAGAGGGUGAGGGGGAGAAAUCAUGUUCAAGUCAGCGAGAUGGAGGAGCGAGAAGAACAAGAUCGAAUCGAUAUUCAAAUUGCAAUUUCAUGCAACUCAGCUAAAACAGUUAACAGGAGAUACUUUGAUCAUAUCUAUCAUUCCAGCCGAUACUGGAAAGCCGACAACCAGAUUAGAGAAAGCUAAAGUUAAAGAUGGAAGCUGUUAUUGGGAAAAACCACACUAUCAAACUCUGAAGUUCGUUCGUGAUCCCAAAAAUGGAAAGUUUAAUGAGAAAGUCUAUCACUUUGUUAUGGCAACGGGCUCUUCAAAAUCUAGUUGUGUUGGUGAAGUUUCCAUUGAUUUUGCAAGUUUCGCUGAAGCUACAAAGACGACUUCUUUAUCUCUGCCUCUAAGAAACGGAAAUUGUGCUGCUUUUUUGCAUGUAUUGAUUCAAAGGGUGCAGGAGUCAUUAGAUCAAAGGGAGGUUGAUGGAACUGAAAAUGCAAAACGCCAAGAUAGGAGUUUGAGAGCUCAAUUAAGCAACGACGAUAUGGAAGAAAGCAUUAGCAGCAGCCCUAAUGAAGAUCAUGGGACUUUGAGCGAUAAUGUUAAAAGAGAGAGUCGGGCAUCGAGUGGAUCAGAAAUCACGUUGUCGGGUUCUGAUAGCAGCUCAGGACUUGAUGAUACCCCACGAGAGCCUGAACCAAAGAAGACAAAGCCAACUCAUGAACCAUUGGCUACAACAAUCUAUGAAGAACGGCGUGAGAGAGCAUCACAUUGGGAUUGGUUAGAUGGUUCACCUCCCGACAUGAGCACAGACGAUUCUUCUCCAAGUCCUGGGGAGCCCGAGCCUGAGCUCCUCCCAGGAGAUACAUCUGAAGAGGGUUCACCAGAUUCGGUGAUCAAAACGCUCAAAAUCGAACUCGAGGUUUUGACUCGGCAAGCUGAUGUAUCGGAGUUAGAAUUACAGACUCUUCGUAAGCAAAUUGUGAAAGAAAGAAAAAAGGGCCAGGAUCUUUCAAGGGAAGUAGCUACACUUAUUGAAGAAAGAAACACCUUCAAGAAUGAGUGUGAAAAGCUCAAGGCAUAUCAGAAAUGCACCGAAGAAGCCGAAGCCAAAGUCAACAAUAAGUUGUUGAUCAAGGGAGGAGAUCCAUGGGAUCUUGUUGAUGAACUGAGACAAGAACUUAACUACGAAAAGGAUUUGAAUUCCAAUCUACGGUUACAACUUCAGAAAACACAAGAGUCAAACACCGAGCUGAUUCUUGCAGUGCAGGAUCUCGAUGAAAUGCUGGAACGCAAGGAUUCCGAGAUGUCAAAGUCAAAAUGUUGUAAAGCUCGUGAAUUGCAAAAAGUCAAACCCGAGACAGAUGAUGAUGAUGAAGAUCAAAAGGCGUUGGAAGAGAUUGUAAGAGAACAUAGCGGUAUGCAAGAGGGAUAUUUACUAGAGCAGAAGAUAACGGAUCUUUAUGGCGAAAUAGAGUUAUACAAAAGAGAUAAAGAUGAGCUCGAAAUGCAAAUGGAGCAAAUCGCGCUUGAUUACGAGAUCCUGAAGCAGGGAAAUCAUGACAUGUGUUGUAAACUCGAGCAAAGUCAACUGCAAGAACAACUGAAGAUGCAAUACGAGUGUACAUCAUAUCCCGUAGUAAACGAACUCGAAGCACAAAUUGAGAGUUUGGAUAAUGAGCUCAAAAUGAAGUCCAUAGAACUUUCGGAAUCAGUUCUUGCCAUUGAAGAACUCGAAACCCAUGUCAAGAACUUGGAGAAAGAUUUAGAGGAUCAAGGUCGCGGGUUUGAAGCAGAUCUUGAAGAUCUUAUGAAUGCAAAAGUUGAGCAGGAGCAGAGAGCCAUUCACGCAGAGGAAAACUUGAGAAAGAUGAAGAUGCAAAACGCGAAUACAGCAGAAAGGCUUCAGGAAGAAUUUAGAAGACUUUCUGCACAAAUGACGUCUAGUUUUGAAGCAAACGAUAAGGUAGCCUUGAAAGCCAUGUUUGAAGCCAACCAACUACGUUUAGAGAAAAGACAUCUCGAAGAGAAGGUCAAACAAGAUUUAGACUUGAUCAACGUUCGUUGUGAAGAAAAACUGGUCGAUCUUUUGAGUCAAGUAACUCAGAAGUCAACAGAGUUGGAGAAGAUGGAGAAUCAGAUCGAAUAUAUGUCCGCUGAGAUUGAGACACUAAGAGCAGAUAAGCAGAAUCUUGAAAAUGAAAGAAAGGGUCUUACAAAUGAGGUUCAUUUGGCAAAGAUGGAACUGGAGAGUUCAAGGAAGGAGUUUUUCGAGCUAAUGGAUGCUAACAAGCAAAAAGAUGGCAACUAUGAACGAUUGCAGUCGGAGAUGGAAGCUCUUAAAUCUCGAUAUAAUGACAUGAAGUUGUCUUUGAUCGAAGAUGAAUCUGAAAAGGAGAAGCUGAGGAAGCAGAUAUCUGAACUAAAAUGCGAUCUCAAAAAUAGCAAAGAUGCAAUAAGUAGCAUGGAGCAGAAGAUUAAGGAAAGUAGCAAUCGAGUAAAAGCGUUGGAGGGAAGCAAAGCUGCUUCAAGAAACAAUCGUUGCAGCUCGAAAGAGGUUACCAAUCUGAAGAACAUGAUAGAACUACUCGAGGGCCAAAUGAAACAAAAGGAAAGUGCUUUGAAGAGCUCUGAAACUUUGUUUUUGGGGAAGGAGAAAGAUCUUAUGAAUCAAAUCAAAGAGUUGGAAAGAAGAUUGGAGGUUCUUGAUCAAAGUAUUGCCAUUUCACAGGCAUGUAGAGGUGAAGAAAUAGCAUCACUAAAGAGGUUAAACACAUCGAUGGAAGUAGAACUGAUGGAGAUGCAAGAAAGAUAUUCAGAAAUAAGUCUAAAAUUUGCAGAAGUAGAAGGUGAAAGGCAGCGACUUGUGAUGACCCUAAGAAGCCGCAUCAAGAAAUGCUAAGCCAUCAAUGCUUGUGAUCAUAU
This is a messenger RNA of Cynara cardunculus var. scolymus (artichoke), 3429 nucleotides long. RefSeq names its product myosin-9-like. The transcript is spliced from 8 exons. Lineage: Eukaryota; Viridiplantae; Streptophyta; Magnoliopsida; Asterales; Asteraceae. The coding region runs from base 539 to 3406 and encodes 955 amino acids. The record is from RefSeq and is a predicted model, not a curated record.